AUUUCAAUUAAUAACGAUCAUAAUUGUAUAUAGUAUCAGUUAUAACUACUUUGAUUAGAUAGUGGAUUUGAUUUAUAUUGAAAAAUACCAGUUUUCUGCUGUUUGUUACUGUUCAAAUUGAUUGUAUUCUUUGAAACAACAUUUAUCAUUUUCAUUAAAUUAGAUUCUCCGCAUUUCCAUUAUUGGUUGUACAAGUUGAUAUUUUAGUUAUUUAAGGUAGUUUAAAGCACCCAGAGUUGUCAUAAUACUAUUUGAAACUAUUCUAUUGAUAUAAUUUUUAAGUUUAUAAGACCAAGAUGCCAGUAUACUCGAUUUCGCACGUUGAAAACGUUCGAGUAUGUGUUGUGAUGGUUGGUUUGCCAGCUAGAGGGAAAUCAUUAAUAGCUCAAAAGAUAGUAAGAUAUCUCUCAUGGUUAUCUAUCAAUUCAAAAUGUUUUAAUGUGGGUAAUUAUCGUCGUCAACUUGCCGGCACUGAAGAUAUUAAUGCUGCUUUUUUUGAUUCGAAUAAUGCCGAGGGGUUGAAAUAUAGAAGAGAAGCAAUUGAUAAUGCCGUUACUGAUAUGAUGAAGUGGUUUCUGGAUGAAAAUGGAGUAGUGGGUAUUUUAGAUGCUACUAACUCAACUAGAGAAAGACGUGAUAGAAUAUUGAAAUUAUGUAGAGAAAACUUGAUUGAACCAAUGUUUUUAGAAAGCUUUUGUGACGAUGAUGAAUUAAUUUUACAAAAUAUUUUAGAUGUUAAGACUACAUCCCCUGAUUAUGUGGAUAAAGAUAAUGAAUUUGCAACCCAAGAUUUUUUACAAAGAAUCAAAUUUUAUGAAGAAAUUUACGAAACUAUGGAUCAAGCUACUGAUUCAGAUUUAACAUUUAUUAAAUUAGUCAAUGUUAAUUCUCAGAUUAUCUUGAAUAGAAUUGAAAGUUACUUAGAAAGUCGUAUUGUUUAUUACGUUAUGAAUUUACAUAUUAAACCAAGAUGUAUUUGGUUAUCAAGACAUGGUGAAUCAGAAUACAAUUUGACAGGUCAAAUUGGUGGUGAUUCAAACUUAUCAGAUAGAGGAAUGAGAUAUGCUAAAAAGUUGCCUGACUUAGUUUUAAAAUCGUUAGGAGAAGAAAACAAACAUACCAAUUUAACAGUAUGGACUUCAACUUUAAAGAGAACUCAACAAACAGCUUCUUUUUUGCCAUAUAAAAAGAAGUUGCAAUGGAAAGCAUUAGAUGAAUUAGAUGCUGGUGAAUGUGAUGGUAUGACUUACGAAGAGAUUGAAAAUAAAUUUCCUGAAGAUUUCAAAGCUAGAGAUGAUGAUAAAUAUGAAUAUAGAUAUAAAGGAGGUGAAUCAUAUCGUGAUAUCGUUAUAAGAUUAGAACCUAUCAUUAUGGAAUUAGAACGUCAAGAAAACAUUUUAAUUAUAACUCAUCAAGCGGUACUAAGAUGUCUUUAUGCCUAUUUCAUGAAUGUGCCUCAAGAAGAAAGUCCAUGGAUGUCAAUUCCAUUGCAUACCUUAAUUAAGUUAGAACCAAGAGCAUACCUGACUCUUGUAAGUAGGAUAAAAGCAGAUAUUCCUGCCGUCAGUACCUAUAAAGAAAAAGGAACUUCUCAAUUAGGUGAAGCAUCAGGUCCAAAUAUUUCGAAGAGUAGAGAUCUUAUCAAAGAUAGUGAUGUCGUUUAGAAAGUCUUUUUUUUAGCAUAGAAAAAUACACAUACUAUAUUUAUUAUACCAUACUUAAUGAAAUGUAAUUCAUUAUUAUUGUUAACGAUAAAUAGCCUAUUAUAUUAUUAUACAGAAUUAUACAGUCUAAAUAAGCUAUCAAAUAUGGGUUAGAAG
Scheffersomyces coipomensis is the source of this 1820-nucleotide messenger RNA. RefSeq names its product fructose-2,6-bisphosphatase. Gene Ontology annotation, molecular function: 6-phosphofructo-2-kinase activity; ATP binding; fructose-2,6-bisphosphate 2-phosphatase activity. Bases 297 to 1664 code for a protein of 455 amino acids. Gene Ontology annotation, biological process: fructose 2,6-bisphosphate metabolic process; fructose metabolic process. The transcript has a single exon. The record is from RefSeq and is a predicted model, not a curated record. Gene Ontology annotation, cellular component: cytosol. Lineage: Eukaryota; Fungi; Ascomycota; Pichiomycetes; Serinales; Debaryomycetaceae.